Arachis ipaensis is the source of this 660-nucleotide messenger RNA. RefSeq lists its product as uncharacterized. Gene Ontology annotation, biological process: proteolysis. The record is from RefSeq and is a predicted model, not a curated record. Gene Ontology annotation, molecular function: aspartic-type endopeptidase activity. Lineage: Eukaryota; Viridiplantae; Streptophyta; Magnoliopsida; Fabales; Fabaceae.
AUGGAGAUAGAUGAAGAUGAAAAGGAGGAAGAAGUUGCAAAGGAAGAAGAAGAGCAAUUGAAGGCCAAGGAACCGAAGAGGAAGAAUAACUUAGAGGAACAAAUUCCUAUACCUUUUCCUACAGUAGCCAAGAAGGCCAAGAAGCAUGAGGAGCUUGAUCCUAACAUAGUGCAAAUCUUUAAGAAUGUGGAGGUAACUAUUCCACUAUUUGAUGCCAUACAUCAAGUCUCGAAAUAUGCUAAAUUCCUUAAAGAUGUGUGCACUCACAAAGAGAAGAUUGGUGGACUAGGGACGAAUCUAUUAGGUAAUUCUAUUUCUUCUGUGAUGGAUGAUUUUCCUGAAAAAUAUAGUGAUCUCAGUCCUUGCUUGGUAUCUUGUAUGAUUGGUGAUAUUCAACUUAAGGAUUAUGUAUGUGACCUAGGGUUGUGUGUGAGCAUUAUGCCACUCUCGAUUUAUGAAAAGUUGAACUUUGCACCAUUGAGGCGAUCCAGGGCCAGGUUUGUGCUAGCAGAUAAGAGUAUCAUUUCGGUUGUGGGUAUUGUUGAGAAUGUACUGGUGAGAAUUCAGGACUUAACUUUUUCGGUGGAUUUCCAUAUCUUAGAGACGCCUCCCAUUGAUUUGGAUAGGUCAUCCUCCAUCUUACUUGGGAGGCCAUUCUGA